CUAUGGAAGGGAUGGGCGGCCUGGUGGGCCGCGCAUGCGCACUCCAACGCCCGGGGGGGGACCGCCCCUGUAGCAGCAUGGAACCCGCCUUCCGCCCCCACCCCUGAGCCCAGACCCUUUUGUAGAUUCUGCUGAAUGCAUGUAACAUUGAAUAAUGUAAUAAUGAAAGGCUAAGACUCGCUCUGGAAGCUGAGAGGAUUCUUUGGCUGACAGGAUCCAAGAACGUGUGGGGAGAACCAAGCUUAGAUAUUGUGACUAUAGUCUUUGGCAGCUUUACGUUUACAACCCUAACUUCUGCCGUAAGAGAAAGCAGCCUGCAGAAAUGUGUCAGUUUUUGAGGAGUAAUUUGACAUUGUACUGGUCACUUUCAAAUAACUCACUGGAUUUUUAAAUGGAUGUAAGCAAUUUAUUGUUCAGUUCUGUGAUAUAACCUUACGCAAGACUGAUUUUAUUUUCGCUCAAAAGACCAACAACAUAACAGUUCUAGCAUUUUGUUGAUGGCUUAAAUAAAAAGAUCACAAUUACAUUUCCCUUUUGUGUCCCAUUUUUGAUGUGCUGCACUUUGGGCAGCCUUAAGUGAAAGAGAACAGUGUUUUUUGCUUUAUCCUAAGUGCACACAGAUGGUACAAAGGAAGCUUCAACAAAACCUCCAUAGUCCUGAAAAGCCUUCAGGGAAAGGAUGAAAGAGUGGUGGAUUCAGGUGGGGCUGCUGAGUGUACCCCUCCUUGCUGUCUACCUGCACAUCCCUCCGCCUAAGCUGUCCCCAGCCCUUCACUCAUGGAGGGCGUCAGGAAGGUUCUUCACAUACAAGACCCAAAACAUCUUUUACAGAGAUUCAUCAGGUGCACUCGGCAGUUCCGAUAUUGUGGUUCUGUUACACGGCUUCCCAACCUCCAGCUAUGAUUGGUACAAGAUUUGGGAAGGGCUGACCCAGCGAUUUCAAAGGGUGAUCGCUCUGGAUUUUGUAGGAUUCGGUUUUAGUGACAAGCCUAGGCCCCAUCGCUAUUCCAUUUUUGAGCAGGCCAACAUCGUCGAGGGGCUGCUGGGGCACCUGGGUCUCCGAAAUCAGAGGAUCAACCUCCUGUCUCAUGACUAUGGAGACACAGUUGCACAGGAACUGCUCCACAGGUAUGAACACAAUAAAACUGGAUGUGUUCUGAUCAACAGCCUCUGUUUAUCCAAUGGAGGUAUUUUCCCAGAAACUCAUUACCCCCGGUUCAUUCAGAAGAUUCUCAAGGAUGGUGGCCCGCUGUCCCCCAUCAUCACCCGGCUAAUGAACUACUACUUCUUCUCAAGAGGACUUGGAGCAGUCUUUGGUCCGUAUACGCAGCCUUCAGCGGCGGAAUACUGGGACAUGUGGACAGCAAUCCGGACAAAUGAUGGAAACCUUGUUGUUGACAGUAUUUUACAGUAUAUAAAUCAAAGAAAGAAGCACAGAGACCGUUGGGUUGGGGCUCUGACAUCCACCUCUGUUCCAUUGCAUCUAAUCUAUGGGCCCUUGGAUCCCGUGAAUCCAUAUCCCGAGUUUCUUCAGCUCUACAGGAAACUGCUUCCUAUGUCUACAGUCUCUGUUCUGGAUGACCACAUUAGCCACUAUCCACAGCUUGAAGAUCCUAUGGGCUUCCUGAAUGCAUAUUUGAACUUCAUCAACUCCUUCUGAGCAGCAACGUGGUCUUUCCCUCUCAUGCUUUGGCUCAGUGUUGUUUACUUUAUGAGCCAGCGUGCUUUUAUUUCCAGACCUGACCCUUAACUUUCCUGUUCUGUGCAGAGUGACCUUUGGGUAUGUUAGACUACUGUAUAUGUGUAAGGAACUGAACCUUUGAACACUGGGAAGGAUUAACCUAAAGGGAGGCGUGAAAGACAACGUGCACAUCCAAGGGAAGUUACAGGAUACGGAUAGUAGUUGCUAGGCCAGAGGGCACAGUUGGGAACUAGUGGUGGGGAGGAGGGAUGGCAUUGCUAAUCAUACUAUUCCAAGACUCCUUUCCUGUCCUUGGGCCAGAAGAAGCCCAGCGUAUCCCAGGAAGCCAGUACCCCAUUUGCAACCACAUGCCAAUUAGUUUGUUUCCAGAACAGUAAGCGGCACAGUAGAUCCUUCUCUUCUCUGAAAGUGCAUUUAACUGAGCUACUCUAUAGACAAGCUUUAAAAUGGGAAAAUACCUACAUUAUAAAGAUGUGAACUAAUAAUUAGUUGGCAGGCCUUGUUACCUAAUUCUUCCUUUGAAGGGCUUGUCUACACAUUGACUAUACUGCUCUAGUUAGGGCAGCAAAAUCCCCUUCUUGUGAAUAGUUAUACUGUGGUGUGAGUGCUCAUCUUGGUAGAACUGUCUACAGAAGGGCUUUUACUAGCACAGCAUCUCCCCUGACUAACCCCGUUGUGCCAGUAAAAUGUAAGUGUGGAACAGUCCUAAAAGGCAAGUUUCCUUAACCACCUAACCUCUGUUAUUAGUACUCCACUCCAUAAUGCAAUAACAAGGUGCAAAUUAAAAUGCAUUGUAGCCUCACCAGUGUGUCUUGGAAGAGAUGUGCUCUACUGUAGCAUAAAGUCAAGAGGGCUCUUUACUUGAAGUGUUAUUUUCAGAUAAAUUGUGUAGUAUACACAUAGGAUUGUUAAGCUAAGACUGAUUGCCAAUAUUAAAGCAAUAACUACCUAAAACCACAGGGAAUUAUAAAAGAUAUUAAAAACAAGUUUAAAAAAACCUGAAGUACUGGCUAUGCUGCAUACAGAGACUUUAUGCGACCUCAUACUCCGGAAAGUCGUAUCUUUCCUAAAGAGUUGCAAGUCCUCCCCUUAAAAGGGACCGUAUUUAACUCAAUUUUAGGCUGAAGGUUCAGAACUGAAGUCAUGUCAUACUUCUAAACUUUAGGUGUUUGGUCCAACAUCGAGGUUGUAUGGCUUUCACACAGCACCAGAGGCAGAAAGAUUACAAAAUUGAUUGUAAAGCCAAGUUGGCAGGGGGACUGAGAACCACUGCUUUUUGCAACUGACCAGAUUUCUAGUUUCUAGCAUCCCAUCAAGAGGAAAGGUUUCCAAGAUGGGCUGCUUGUGCUGUACUGAACUGAGAUUUAUCAGUGGUCAACCCAGCUGGCAGAGUUAUUCUCCCGAGUGAUCAACAAUACUAUACUAGCAGUUGCUAUGGCAAAACUUUUAAAGAUUCUAUUUUAUUAGCAACAAUUCAACUAAAAUUCCACAACUUGGAACUGGAAUGAUCAAUGUUUAUUUUCUGUUAAUAAAAAUCCGUUUUGACAAAA
This is a messenger RNA of Chrysemys picta bellii (western painted turtle), 3252 nucleotides long. RefSeq names its product mesoderm specific transcript (gene MEST). Gene Ontology annotation, cellular component: mitochondrion. Gene Ontology annotation, molecular function: monoacylglycerol lipase activity. The record is from RefSeq and is a predicted model, not a curated record. Gene Ontology annotation, biological process: acylglycerol catabolic process. Lineage: Eukaryota; Metazoa; Chordata; Testudines; Emydidae.